CUCAUCUCUGUCUUUGUGGCCCCAACAACACAACCUCCAUUUGUUAACUAUGAAAAAGCACAGCUUCAAGCACCAAAGGAUGUUCCACUCGUAGAAGAAACUCAACAUAGAAAUUAGCUGUGGCACUUUCAAAGUUUUGUGCAUAACCAUAAACCAUGUCAUCAUUACCAACCACCACUAGUGGUCACUCAUCUCUUUACUCUGCACUAACUUUGCCAAGAACCUCCCAAAUUCACCCAACCCUGUUUUCUUCCUCCCCCAAGUUCUUUUCUUGCAGAAGCACCUCGUACUUGGGUGUGUCCUUUUGUUUCUCCAACACCCUUUUGUCAAGACCGUUGCUUUUUGCUGUCAAGGCUUCAUCCGGGGUUGGGUCAGAAGCAUCCAAACAGGAGAGUGACAAGAGUGAAGAACAGGAGGAGGAACCGUACGAGGAGUACGAGGUUGAAAUUGAGCAGCCUUUUGGACUCAAAUUUGCAAAGGGUAGGGAUGGGGGAACUUACAUUGAUGCUAUUGCACCAGGAGGAUCAGCUGAUAAAGCUGGAGUCUUCAAUGUUGGGGAUAAAGUACUUGCCACCAGUGCAGUUUUUGGGACUGAGAUUUGGCCAGCUGCGGAAUAUGGAAGGACAAUGUACACAAUUCGCCAAAGAAUUGGCCCAUUGCUCAUGAAAAUGCAGAAGAGAUAUGGAAAGAGUAUUGAUAGUGGUGGUGAGUUAACUGAAAAGGAGAUUAUCAGGGCUGAGAGAAACUCUGGGGUAAUCAGCAACAGAGUGAGAGAAAUUCAAAUGCUAAAUGCUUUGAGGAAAAAAGAACAGAAAGAACGCAGACAAAAUGAUUUGAGAGAAGGAUUGCAACUAUAUAAGAAUGGAAGCUAUAAUGAAGCACUAGAGAAAUUUGAGUCUAUUUUGGGAUCAAAGCCAGAACCUGAGGAAGCAGCAGUUGCAAGUUACAAUGUUGCUUGUUGUUACUCUAAGCUAAACCAGAUUCAAGCUGCACUUUCUUCACUGGAAGAAGCCCUGAAUUCAGGUUUUGAAGACUUCAAGAGACUGAGAACUGAUCCUGACCUAGCUAACGUCAGGACUUCAGAGGAAUUUGACUCUUUAUUGAAAAGAUUUGAUGAAUCUUUUAUCAAUGAGAAUGCCAUCAAUGCCAUUAAAUCUCUAUUUGGAUUUGGUAAGAAAUAACUUGUUUUGUAAACACAGGCACAGUUUGGCUGACUAAGUGGUUGGUUGAGCAAUAUGGUAAUUAUUUCCCAUGUGUGUAUAACUUUAUAGUUUAACUACACGGAUCCCUCAUUUUUUGUCCCUGCACUGGGAUCUUGCUUUAUGUACUACUAGUAUAAUCAAGCAAAGUUAUAAGAAGUUUAUUUAUGAUCAAUAAAAUUGUGCAUUUCUAUUA
This is a messenger RNA of Vigna angularis (adzuki bean), 1395 nucleotides long. RefSeq names its product protein MET1, chloroplastic. The coding region runs from base 156 to 1181 and encodes 341 amino acids. Gene Ontology annotation, molecular function: protein binding. The record is from RefSeq and is a predicted model, not a curated record. NCBI's taxonomy places the organism in Eukaryota, Viridiplantae, Streptophyta, Magnoliopsida, Fabales, Fabaceae. The transcript is spliced from 7 exons.